AGAGUUGAGAAAUCAAAAGCUGAACCACAUAUUGCUCGAAAUCAAAAUUCUUUUGAGAACUAUUCGAUGUUUGGGGCGUUACUGUGGGCGUUUCUCCCCCGUAGAAACUCACAAGGCUAUGCUAAUUGUGCCAAGAACGUGAAAUCGCCAGGAAAUCGCUCGCAAAACGCACCUUCUGACGCAAUUAGUCAAAAAUAAAAAAUGCGGAAAACUAUAUGCUGCCUUGCUAACAACAACAACUAUAACUAGUGCCAAAUCGCGCAGUUUUGAAAAUUUCACCAGAACACGCGACUUUUGCCAUCGAAAUGUUGCCAAGGCGGCGGAUGAAUCUACAUGCCAGAAAUCUACAUAUAGCCAAAUCUGAACAGUCGGUCGGUUAGGUGGGUGGGUGGUUGGUCGCCUUCUGCUCUGCCGAUAAUAGGUCUAUAAAGUAGGCGGCUCGGUAAACAAUUUGUGUGCGGGCACAGCACGUGCUAAUUUAUUCAAUAUUUCGGUUAAUUUAUGGGUCCGCUCCACUUACGUAAACUGUGCCCGCUGCGAGUGAGUUUAGCGCCCAGUUGUCAGGGGAUCGUCGGCAGGUGUAGGGCACUCGGCAGUCGUUGCAUCACCGAUCCUCUGGCGUGGCAUUCAUGGCAGUCGCCGGCCCAGAAGUCGCAGCAGCGACAAAAGCAGCAAUCGCUGCUAAAACCGCCUCAAUUGCAACCGCUUCCGCGCGGCUUGCGCGCGAUUCGCUCAAAGUGCGCCGCCUUCGUGGACGGAGCCUCCAUCACCUAUGGAACCGGAAACGAGCUAGAGUCGGGAUCUGGAUCCUCCGGCGCCUGUAAGCCCACACUGCGGGAGUUCAAUGUGCGGCUGGAGGUUCCCCUGGCCGCCGAGGAGCGACUGGGGCUUACCGGCGAUGUGAAAGCCCUCGGCGAGUGGCAGCUGUCCAGGAGUGUGGCUCUGGAAUCGCUGGACGAGCUCAACUGGCAGGCCACGGUGCCCCUACAAUCCUGCCGCCAGCUGGAGUACCGCUACUUUGUCUACGUGGAGGAUCUCUCCGGCUACAAGCAGAUCCGCCGUUGGGAGACCCAUUUCAAGCCCAGGUCCCUGGGACCCUGCACGGAGCUACAGUGCAGCCAGUUGGACGUCUUCGGAAUUACGUCGGACAACUCCGAUCUAAAGCCGCAGGUGCACCGCGGCUGGCUCAACCAUGAGGCCAUUCUGCAGCUCAAGUUCAAUGGCGAGAAGAUGUUCCAAGUCCACGACAUCGAGACCUUUGACCCCCAGCACGUCCAGCUGAAGAUUGUGCCCGUGGAGAAGACCGCUGGCCUGCAUGUGGAGUACUCUAAACAGGAGUACGGCAAGAGCCAGCUGGAGCUGCAGCCCACUUUCGGAGUGCCCUACACCAAGGGCGACAUUGUCAUCUUUCACAUCACGCUGCCGCUGGAGAGGAUGAUGGAGCAGCACUUCCGCUUGGAGUGCUACAGCAUGUCAAACGAACUCCUGGGCAGUGCCACUCUGGUCACCUCAGACCUGACUGGCAGCGAGGGAGUGCUCCACCUGCCGAUAAAGUCGGCCAAGAAUGCAGAUGAGACCCUGGCCAGGCUGAGGCUUCCCUAUGUCGCGGUGCAGCCUUACCGCUACUCGCCGCUAGACUUCAAGAACACCUAUGCUCACUACUGGCCCAAGAGCUGGCCCAACCUGGAUGUGGGUCAUCGUGGAAAUGGCAAGAGUUACAUUGCAGACGCUCCUGCGGAGAGGGAGAACACUAUCGCCUCUUUCCUGAGCGCCCAUGAACAUCAUGCAGACAUGAUCGAGUUGGAUGUCCACUUGACUGCUGACGGUGUGCCUGUGAUUUAUCACGAUUUUGGACUGCGAACUGCUCCGCCUGGCAAGCAGAUCAGCCGCCCAGAUCAGCUGGAGUACGUGCUGAUCAAAGACAUAAACUAUGAGCUGCUCAAGAGGCUGCGCAUCUUCUCUGUGAUCGCAGGACAAGUGAGAGAGUAUCCCUCGCACAACGCCGAGCCCAGGAUGGAACACCGCAUAUUCCCAACGCUGGUGGAGGUACUGGAGAAGCUGCCCAAGUCACUGGGCAUUGAUGUGGAGAUUAAGUGGCCACAGCGUCGCCAAGGCGGAGGAUCAGAGGCUGAGCAAACAAUCGACAAGAACUUCUUUGCCGACAAGGUGCUCCAUCAGGUGAUCCAGAAGGGCUGUGGCAGACCCAUAAUCUUCUCCAGCUUCGAUGCUGACAUGUGCACGAUGCUGAGGUUCAAGCAGAACGUCUUCCCAGUGAUGUUUCUCACGCAGGGAGAGACGAAGAAGUGGCAGCCGUUCCUGGAUCUGCGAACACGCACCUUCAUCGCAGCCGUAAACAAUGCUCAAGCUUUCGAGCUGGCUGGCACAGCUCCACACGCCGAGGACUUCCUGGGUGAAAAUGCCUCGGAAAUGCUGCAAAAAGCCAAGGACCUGGGCCAGAUAGCUGUGAUCUGGGGCGACGAUUGCAACUCCAAGGAGCGGGUGCAGUACUUCACCCGGAUCGGGGCCACCGCCACAUGCUACGAUCGCAGUGAUCUCUUCAUGCCGGAGGGCAAGCGGGAAGCCUUCUUCAAAUCACCCGCACUGAUGGCCGAAUUCGCGGCCCAGUGCCGGAUCUAAGAAAUGGGGUUACUAGGAUGAAACGGGCGGGUACAAUUAAGCUAUGGCUAAUCAUUAGGCUUUUUAAGUUAGCUUGUAUAUUUAUUUAAACACUAACUGGGAAAGAGAAAUGUGGGAAGCUUUAAAGUGGUUGGGUAAUUUGUAGUUUCUCGUUGCCCAACGGAAACAACGAAACGGAGACCCAUAAAUAAAUCAUCUCUAUGCACGUUAAGCCGUCAUUUGGCAAAAUUACACAUGCAAAAAAGGAAUUCCCCCAAAGUUAAGUAGCACCACAAAAGACAAUGGGAAGAAAGCGAAGCGGCGAAUCGAUAAUUACAAAAGUAUAUACACCUACAUUACCUGCUUUAAAUCAAUCUAUCUAUACCUCAAUGCAAAACUUGCGAAAAAGAUGUUGCUAAUAAGCUUUUGCUAUUUAAAUCGAAACAAGAAAAUACUAUUAAAAUGUGGACGAAACAGAUAACCACACAGAUGCUUGUGUAACAUGUGCAAAAACACUUGUUUGUAAAUUAGAAGACAUUUUAUUUAACUGUUGUAAAUCUAAUUUGAUGCGUCUUUCUAAAAUUUUAAAAUUUACGUUUGUUUUCAAAAGUUGUUUAUAAUGUACACAUUUGUGUAAAUCAUUUUUAAGAUUUAAAAAUAAUAGCUUGUAACGACUCCAGGGUAAAUAGAAAUAUUUAAAGAAGUCGCUUACACCUAUGCAAAUCUAAGAAAAAGCAAUAAUAUAUUUUUAUCAAUAUUACAAUCAGUUUUAUGACAAAAACCAAAAGUGAUUGAUUCGUAUGUAAAUAAAAUCACACCAAAUAUUUUCGUAAAAAUUUCAACGCCAA
Messenger RNA from Drosophila simulans, 3464 nucleotides. Its product is annotated as glycerophosphocholine phosphodiesterase GPCPD1. NCBI's taxonomy places the organism in Eukaryota, Metazoa, Arthropoda, Insecta, Diptera, Drosophilidae. Bases 502 to 2637 code for a protein of 711 amino acids. The transcript is spliced from 2 exons. Gene Ontology annotation, biological process: glycerophospholipid catabolic process. Gene Ontology annotation, molecular function: glycerophosphocholine phosphodiesterase activity; starch binding. The record is from RefSeq and is a predicted model, not a curated record.